UAGGUACUAACCAAUAUUAACAAUAUUAGUUGUUGUAAUAAUUAUUUGUUUUUUUCAUAAUAUAUAAUAUAAUAUGCUUAUUAUUCUUAUAAAAGAAAGAUAGUAAAAUAAAUAGGUACUUGAGUACUUCUAAUUUCUGAAUAACUAAUAGAAAAACAAAUAUUUUAUUUUAAAAUAGCAACCAUAGUUUUUAAUUUGCUAUUUAGUAUUUUAGUUUAAAGGUGCGAUGAAUAGUUUACAUUUUGGAGAGUGCCUUAAACUGUUGUAUGAUGCCCAUCCACCUUGGAUCAGUGGUUCGCCGAGGUCGACGGUUCAUUGUAUUUAAUACCUAUCUACUACCUACUUUUAUUAAACCAUGACAUUUUUUUAAAUGUAAACACUAAUUUUUAUAGGGCAGAAUAUUUUCCUGAGAAUUUUACGAUUAAAAAAUCGAGUUUCAAGCGACUAGUUAAUUAGUUAUAACUUAUAAGACGUGUUUAAAGUAAGACUAGCGAUGUGUGGAGUAGAGUUCCGAAGGGGUACUCCACAAAUGUUGGUCCUACUACUCCUCCCAUCUUAACUUUAAAUAAUAUUAUAACUUAUAACUAAUUAACUAGUUUUUCGAAAUAUGAUUGUUAUGCAUUGGAAUUCUCAGGAUAAAAUGCUGCUAUGGAAUAUUAAAUUAAAAUGUAUGAUGUCACUGAUAAAAGUAAAAACUUAUUUAUUUUAUGAAUUUUGCGGAUUUUUAGCUGUGUAUAUCUAUUAAUUAUUGUAUAUCUGCCAUCGCCAUGUUUUCAUGUUUACACAACUUGACAUUUUUCUUAUGGUCAUUUAAAAUCAAUGCUGUGUAUAAAGUAAAAAUAAUGCAAACGAAGAACGCCUUAGAUCAAUUAAACGUUAUUUUUUCUUAAUUUUGUUAUAAUAUUAUUAUAUUAACACCAUUACGUACCUAUAUUGCCUAUACUUAACGCCGUUCAACUUAUCAGUUAGAAUUCUGAACAUUUAAGAUAACGGAAUGGGUUCUAGAGAAACUGGAAUUGAAGCAUACCAAAAAGUAGAGCGUGACAUCUCUAGAGAAGAACAAGCUGCGCCGGCUCCAUCUUUAGGUCACGAGAUGGCAAAACUGGAUCGUUUUAUCACAGAUAUAGAAAAUCUUAUGAGUCAGCUCAGUCAAGAACGUAUAGCGGAUGUUGAAUUAACAUCUAACGACCGAUUUUCCCAAAGAUAUUUCAAUUCAAGAAUUGUAGAUGAAAGCGACAAUGCAAUUAGGACAGUCAUGGCAGAAUUACGAGUAAAUUUGAAUCAAAUACUUGCGAUAGAACACGAAGAAUUCAUUGCAAAUCUUAAUCGAAAAUCUUUAAAACUUCACCAUUUAAAUUGGUUAAGUCAAAUGAGAGCUAGAAGUGAAGAAGAAAUAUCAAAACUUAGUGUAAGAGUACAACAUUUACAGAAACUUUAUGAAAGCCAAGAACUAAUUAUAAGAAAUUUAGUGGGGAGUAAAUCAUCAAAUACCGGGCAAUUGGAACGAGAAUUGGACAGGGUUCGCAGUUAUCGAGACACGUUAGUUAGUGGUGAAUUGUCGUGGAAAGACGCCACGUUAUUCGCCCAAGACUCGGCGGAUUAUAGUCGUACGGCAUAUAAAAGUUGGCAUUCACUGCGGACCGAAGAGGACGAAUCUAUAAGAUUUCGUCAAGCAUUGAAAACUAGGGACUCGAUGCACCAAGCUGCUCUAUGCGUUCGGAUGGCACAGACCAUGUUGCCCGGUGUUCAAUUUCCGUAUUGUACUUCAAGAGAAGUAUUUGCUAUUUUACAAGUGAUCGAAUACUUGUUUACUGAUUUACAAGUUUCUGAAAGGUUUGGUCAUGCUCUUGAAGUUUAUAAAAGCUUCAACAAAAGAGCGACGGCAUUGACUCAGUGGCUAAAACAGACUACAGAUGAAACUAUACAUAAAGAUGUAGAAGAAGUGGACGAACGUAUCAAUGAUUUGGCAAACACACUGAGUCAAGAAAGAACAAUGAACAGGACAGAGUUUCGGGAGACCAAUUCAGAACGGUACAACAUACUAGGAUCUCACCAACACAUUGUUACCAAAUGGCUGGGCAAUACCAUAGGACCUAAAAAAGAAUAUAUUGAGCUGCAUUCAAGAUUUCGUUUAUAACUUACUAUACAUAUAUAUAUAUAUAUAUAUAUAUAGUGAAAAAUGUUUCAAAAUUAUAAAUACUAUGUUUUUCCUUGUAUUUUUGUGUUAUUUAAGCGAAAUUCACCCUGUUCCUGUGUAUUUUAAAAUUAGUUUAAACUUAUACAAAACAAAAAUAAAAAUGUAUAAUUGUCAUUAUAUAGGUACCAUUAUAGUGAUUACAAUUAACGUGCUCGCCUGCCAAACCUGGAAGAUCAGUGUCAGUUACUAUAGAAACCGAAUAAUAUUUUAAACAAUACAUAGUAAGUAUCUACUGUAAAAAUGAAAAAUAAAUGUGUUUAAAUAAAAUAAAUAGAAACGUUUUCUGGUUUAUUAUUA
Messenger RNA from Metopolophium dirhodum (rose-grain aphid), 2494 nucleotides. RefSeq lists its product as uncharacterized. The transcript has 9 exons. NCBI's taxonomy places the organism in Eukaryota, Metazoa, Arthropoda, Insecta, Hemiptera, Aphididae. The coding region runs from base 995 to 2137 and encodes 380 amino acids. The record is from RefSeq and is a predicted model, not a curated record.